GGGGCCGUUCAACCUGGAAGUGCCUCGGGCCUGCCUCGCUAAAAUGAAGCCCAUCAACUUGUCCUUUUCAGCCUGCGGGUUUCUGGGCAUUUACCACUUGGGGGCAGCAUCAGCACUUUAUAGACACGGCCGAAAGCUCCUGAAGGAAGUCAAGGCCUUUGCAGGGGCUUCUGCGGGGUCCUUGGUUGCUACCGUCCUGCUAACUGCACCAGAAAGACUAGAGGAAUGUAACGAAUUUACCUACAAGUUUGCCGAAGAAAUCCGAAGGCAGUAUUUUGGGGCAGUAACACCCGGCUACGAUUUCAUGGCCCAACUGAGAAGCGGAAUGGACUUGAUUCUCCCUCCCAACGCUCACGAGCUGGCCCAUAACCGACUGUACGUAUCUAUCACCAACAUGAAAACCAGAAAAAAUUACCUGGCCUCCACGUUUUCCUCCAGGGAGGACCUUAUUAAGGUUCUCUUGGCCAGCAGCUUCGUGCCCCUUUACGCGGGAUUGAAACCAGUGGACUACAAAGGGCAGAAGUGGGUGGAUGGAGGGCUCACCAACAGCCUUCCCAUCCUCCCUGUCGGCCGAACGGUAGCCAUCUCACCCUUCAGUGGACGACUGGACAUCUCCCCUCAGGACAAAGGGCAGCUGGAUCUGUACAUUAACAUCGCGAAACAGGACAUAAUGCUGUCCAUGGCAAACUUGAUGAGGCUUAACCAAGCCCUUUUCCCACCAGGCAAGAGGAAACUGGAGUCACUGUAUCAACAUGGCUUUGAUGACGCCAUUAAGUUUCUACACAAAGAAAAUUGGUUUGAAUAGAACGCUUCAGCGUUUAUAAUGCAAAACAGACUUCACAAUUUUUUUUCAUUU
This is a messenger RNA of Hyaena hyaena (striped hyena), 856 nucleotides long. It is a transcript of the gene PNPLA4, whose product is annotated as patatin like phospholipase domain containing 4. Bases 44 to 805 code for a protein of 253 amino acids. NCBI's taxonomy places the organism in Eukaryota, Metazoa, Chordata, Mammalia, Carnivora, Hyaenidae. Gene Ontology annotation, biological process: lipid homeostasis; triglyceride catabolic process. The transcript is spliced from 7 exons. Gene Ontology annotation, cellular component: cytoplasm; lipid droplet; membrane. Gene Ontology annotation, molecular function: retinyl-palmitate esterase activity; triacylglycerol lipase activity. The record is from RefSeq and is a predicted model, not a curated record.